Molecule: messenger RNA, 519 nt
Organism: Solanum lycopersicum (tomato)
Lineage: Eukaryota; Viridiplantae; Streptophyta; Magnoliopsida; Solanales; Solanaceae
Source: RefSeq, a predicted model, not a curated record
AUGGAUCCUUUUGAAGCACUCUAUGGUAGGAGACGUAGGUCUCGGAUUGGGUGGUUUAAGCUUGGUGAGUCUUCACUCCUUGGUCCCGAAGUAGUCUAUGAAGCUUUGGAGAAAGUUCAUGUAAUAAGGAAUAGAUUGAAUAAAACCUAUAGUCGGAAAAAAUCUUAUACCGACAAUAGGAGAAGAGACAUUGAAUUUGAAGUGUGUGAUAAGGUGUACUUGAAGAUUUCACCUAUGAAAGGGGUGAUGAGAUUCGGUAAGAAGGGGAAGCUAAGUUUCUGGUAUGUGGUUCCCUAUGAGAUGUUGCAACGAGUCUGGAAGGUUGCUUAUGAAUUGAAAUUACCUAGUGAACUAGCUUUGGUUCAUUCGGUAUUUCAUGUCUCCAUGCUUAAGAAGUGUAUUGGUGACCUCGAGUCUAUUCUCCCUAUUGAAGGGUUAGGUGUGGGUGAGAACAUUUCCUAUGAAGAGGUUGUGGUGGAAAUCCUUGAUCGUCAAAUUAAGAAGUUGAGGAACAAAUAG